UGCAUCAGUAACAAAUGUUUAGUGAUUAGAGGGUUUUUUGUUUUUUAUAUCCGAGUACAGAAAGGACGCCGUGAAUAAAUGCAUGUUGCGUUGAAGGAUUUAUUUUCGCCUAUUUUAUAUUCAUUUAUGUAUAUCCUUAAUAAGAAUUGUCAAACGGAAAUGCGCACGUUAAUAAAAAUUAGUGCUGUUAAAAUGAAUUAACACAGUCAUUUUUAACACGUUAGUUUUUAUUUUUAAUCCUGGUGAAAACUCAAAAAACAAAGAAAUGUAAGGAAUAUAUUGUAUGAAUCUAGUGAAAAAACCUUCCCAGAACAGUGGAGCUCAUUAGGAUGGAGAAGAAGAAACGAAUAAUAACGAGAAGAAAAAAAUCUACACAAGCAGGAACAAGUUUGUUUGGAUUGUUGGGAUCCUUCCCAAUCUGGCAACCUGCAAACCCAGCAAAAGUCUGAAAAAGUGAAGAUCGGGUGUAUUUUGUGGAACUAAAGAACAGGAUGAUCACCGGUGAUCGCGUCGAUCACUUCCGAGGAAUCGGAAAGGCGAUAGUAUGAGCUGUCUCGGGGUCGGACAGAGAGAUCGGGGGAAGAGUUGCUGAACAAAGAGAGAAGGAAGAAGAAGUGGAGAAAGAAGAAACGGAGUGUGUAAUGGCCACCCGGGCACAGAGGCGAGUCGCUCCGAGCACGAAGCGCGGCCAGGAGGAGCUGCGGCGGAGGGAACAGCAGCAGCGGCACGACGAUGACUCCGACGCCGAGGAGCCGCACCUCGAGUUCGCCCUGCGCAAGUCGGACGGCCGCGAGCCGCAGAUCAUCCACAGCGGACACUUCAUGGUCUCCACGCCGCACGUCGAGCAUCCGCCGAAGAAAGGCUACGAUUUCGACACGGUUAACAAGCAGACGUGCCAAACCUACCACUUCGGCAAGGCGAGCGCGUGUCAUCUCUCCAUCGACGCGUCUCUCACCAAACUCUUCGAGUGCAUGACCCUGGCGUACAGUGGGAGAUUGGUGUCCCCAAAAUGGAAAAACUUCAAAGGGCUAAAACUUCUCUGGAGGGACAAAAUUCGCCUGAACAAUGCCAUCUGGAGGGCUUGGUACAUUCAGUAUGUGGAGAAAAGAGAGAACCCAGUCUGCCAUUUUGUUACGCCUUUGGAUGGGACCAUGGAUUCAGGAGUCCAUCGACCUGCAGAGGCAAUAGCGACAGAAGGAAAAUACUGGAAGAGGCGAAUCGAAAUUGUUCUUCGCGAGUACCAUAAAUGGAGGACGUACUUCAAGAAGCGGUUAAAUCAGCACAAAGAUGACGAUCUUUCCAGCCUACUCAAGGGGGCAGAGGAGCAGUUUUCGCUCUUCGGCGAAGUGCACCCCGACAUCCUCCGUCUGCCCUUCUGCCAGGAUGAAGAGGCGUUCGGGGGCACUCGCGGCUCCCGCAGGAGCCGAGACUCUCCCGCACCGAUGGAGAUGGACCCCAUCUUCGACAUGGACAUGCUCAUGUCCGAGUUCUCCGACACGCUCUUCUCGACGCUUUCCUCUCACCAGCCGGUCGCUUGGCCCAAUCCCAGAGAGAUCGCACACGCAGGCAACGCAGACAUGAUCCAGCCUGGUCUCAUCCCGCUGCAGCCCAACUUGGACUUCAUGGACACGUUCGAGCCUCUUCAAGAUCUGUUUCACACCCUGCGUCAGCCCUUCUACCCCACAACCUCACCCACUGCCCCAACCACCACUCCCUUAUCCAGCAGCAGUAGCAGCACCCAAACCCAGACUUCAUUGUUACCUACAAUGAACUUGCCUACAGAUCUAUCCAUCUCACUGGCCCAGAGUCCUCCCAGUCAUGCAUACGAACAGGGCUACAUGCCACUUUUUACAGAACAAAUGCCACCCUCGACCAACUCGACCCCCAUCAUGCCGCCCCCGGCGCCGCUGCCCCCACCACCCUCUCACUCGCUGCAAUGCCAGGCUGUUGCCGCUGUCCCUAGAAGCUCGUCUCCAUGCCCGGGCAUGCAUACUGGUCCUUCCGCAGUGACACCCAACACCACUGCCACCCACAGGUCAACCUUCGUCAUAUCACCCAGGCCUCCUCGUCAAGAUCAGGCCCUCUCCUGUGUCUCUUUGCCCCCCCAGCCACAAAGCUUCGCCUUGCCACGACCCCUCCCGCCUGCUGGCUCUGUUAAAAAGAGCCGCCACGUUCCCAUAGUCCCUGCUACUCCAGUUCCAUCACCUCAUCUCAUACUCACAGGGCCUGCCGGCACCGUUCUCGUCACGCCGUCCCCUCUUAAAAGCGACGUGGCCUCUACCGCUGGCAUGGUCAUCACCUCGGCCAAUAUUCCACGCGGGUCCGGCUUCCACAUUCUUCCCCCGAGCCAGAAUUCUUCUCAGCACAUUGUGCCCAAGGAGGAAACAAACUUGUCUUGCAAUAAGAACUCAGUUCCAGCAACAUGCACAGCAUUAGACAGCCGAAUUCCAGGUCAAAGUUCACCUUUAGGGGCAGAGCAGGUGCCAAGCCCACAGUCUCCACUCAGCAGCUGUACCUCAGUUCUGGCCAAGAACGAGUCCAAUCAGACUCGCCGCGUGAAACACAAAUCGGCCGAGCAGAAACGCCGAUCCAACAUCAACAUCGGCUUCAAGACCCUGUGCAGCCUCGUUCCUUCUCUCAAAUCGCAGUCUAAUAUCAGUAACGCUACGACCCUUCAGAAGACGGUGGAGUACAUCGGAAAGCUGCAGCAGGAGCGCCACCAACUGCAGGACGAGACGAGGAGACUGCGGGAGGAAAUCGAGGAGCUCAACGUGUCGAUAAACUCAUGCCAGGAGCAGCUUCCCGCCACGGGAGUCCCUUUUACACGCCAACGAUCCGACCACAUGAAGGAGAAGUUCGACGAGUAUGUAAAGAUCAGAACUCUGCAGAACUGGAAGUUUUGGAUUUUUAGCAUCAUCAUUAAACCUCUGUUCGAGUCCUUCAACGGGAGCGUGUCCACCACCAACCAGAGCAAGCUGUGUGAGACCACCAUGCAAUGGCUGGACCGAGAUUGUGCACUUCCUGUGCUCAGACCCAUGGUUUUAGGGACACUGAGACACCUAAGCACCACCACGUCCAUCUUAACCGACCCAGCUCUCCUCCCACAAGAAGCUAGGCAGGCCGUCAUCAACUCCACACACCCCUCGGCCAAGUCCUAGCCCUUCGUCUGGCUUUCAAAUCUCUGCCUUUUUAUCAUAUCUGGAGAUUUCUGUAGUACUCAUAAUGCUGAAAAGGAGGCCACGAUGGCGUCAUGUGCCUUGUGCUUGAAGUGAUAUUUAAAAAAAAAAAAAAAAAGCGCUAAAGGACUGUUCUUUCUUGCCUUACUGAGUUUUGGUUUGUAACAGUGUUAAAAGGGCUGCUAUGGACAUUUAUAGACAUUUUAUUUUACAGAAUUAAACUUGUCAUUAUGUUCAAAAGGGGGAAAAAAAAAGAGAAACCCAGAAUCUUCAGCACACUUGUUUGGCGUUUCUGUUUAAAAACGAAAAACUGAUGUUAUCAUUUUUUUUUUUUCUUUUUUUUUUUCCUCUUUAUUUUAUUUAUUUUUAUCAAGACAUUUUUACAUUUGAUUUAAUACAAGCAGUGUGUGACGGUUAAGCGUCUGAGGGCUCAGACAGCAGCCAUCUAGACAUCUUUCAAUCUAAACUCUCCGUCUCCUUCUUGCUGGUAUUCAAGUGUUUCUUGCACUACACAUGUACAGGAUUUUUCAUUUCAAGCUUUUAAGUGACUUUGUACACACUAUUAAGAGGUGUGUUGUUGUUUUUGUUUUGUUGUUUUUUCUCGUCUCUAGACAUUCGGUCUUCCAGCUAUGAGAUUUCGCGAUAACUUCUGGGUCUUAUUCUGUAUUUUAGAACCCAGGUUAUGUAAAAUACCUUCGAUUUGCCAGUUCAGUAAAGAAACAUUUGCUGGAUUGUAUUAUAUUACCUACGUUUUAAUAGUUUGUUUGCAGCUCGAAUGCUGAAUUGUGCUGAGUGUGCUGGAAUUCACCAGAUUUCUGAUAACGAACACAGUUUGUGGUACAGCCCUGUGUCAUGCAUUUUGCUUCUCAGGUGUAUCCAUGAAUAUUAAGGAGGGGGUGGAUGUGUUUGAGAUGUGUGCGAGCCUGGAAUUUAUCUAGUAUGUGCUUCACAGGUUCUUCCCAAUAUACUUUUUGGAGUUAGUUUGAAAAGAAUUAAAAGAAAAAAACACC
Silurus meridionalis is the source of this 4186-nucleotide messenger RNA. Its product is annotated as MLX interacting protein. Gene Ontology annotation, molecular function: DNA-binding transcription factor activity, RNA polymerase II-specific; RNA polymerase II cis-regulatory region sequence-specific DNA binding; protein dimerization activity. Gene Ontology annotation, biological process: regulation of transcription by RNA polymerase II. The record is from RefSeq and is a predicted model, not a curated record. The transcript is spliced from 18 exons. Gene Ontology annotation, cellular component: nucleus. NCBI's taxonomy places the organism in Eukaryota, Metazoa, Chordata, Actinopteri, Siluriformes, Siluridae. Bases 642 to 3158 code for a protein of 838 amino acids.